UCAUUGACUCAACAUUUGAACACAUCUUAACUCAAAUGUUGAUCUCAUCGGCGAAGACAUAAUGACCACAAUUAUCUCAAUCUGUGGAUCAAAUUAGGCGUAAAUUGUGGUGAAUGUGAAGAAGUGAUGCGAUUCUGUGAUAAAUGUGUGAUCUGUUGAGCAAAGAUGAGAAUCGGUCGACGCUUUCGUCGAUUUUGUGGACAAUUUUGCGAUUAUUUGACGAAUCGAUGGCUUCUUGUGGUCUUGUAUUCAAAAAGUCUUGGUUUCAACGCUCACAUGGAUUCGGGAUAUUUGGCGGACACUCUUCUGGAGCCCAUGUUUUGGUUCGUCGAUAACUUCACUCAUCUGUUGGGACCCAUAUUUGUGGUAUCGGUGUCUUCUCGCGGUGUUUGUAGUGAUCGCGUACGCGAUUGGUCUGAGCUUUUGGUUGAGGACCAGUCAAACGAUAACAGCUGUGGCUCUAGUGAUCGGACACUGGCUUCUCGUAAAUGUCUGUUACCAUUACUAUAUGGCGUUCAUUACAUCUCCAGGACAUCCGCCACAGGUAUGUCCUAUAUGAGGACCAGUCAAACGAUAACAGCUGUGGCUCUAGUGAUCGGACACUGGCUUCUCGUAAAUGUCUGUUACCAUUACUAUAUGGCGUUCAUUACAUCUCCAGGACAUCCGCCACAGGACACAACCAUUUCAGAAGUGGUCUCAUUCUGUAAGCGAUGUAUUGGUCCGAAGCCUUCGCGCACUCAUCACUGCUCCGUUUGCAACAAGUGUGUGUUGAAGAUGGACCAUCAUUGUCCAUGGUUGAACAACUGUAUUGGCCACUUUAAUCAUAGAUAUUUCUUCAUGUUCUGCGUCUACACAUGGAUUGGAACUAUUUUUGUGAUGAUCUUUGGCUACAGAAUAGCUUACGAACACUUUUGGCCCAAAACGGACAUCACUUCAAACCAUUCAAACAAUUCUAACUCAACAAACAUUUCGACCAAUUUUAUCGAUUAUAUGAAACACAAGUGCAUUAUCUUCGAGGGUCUGAUGACUAUCGGAAUAUUUGUCGCUUUGGGCGCUCUCAUGGCUUACCACUCACUUCUCAUAACCAAAGGGGAGACUUGUAUUGAAAGGCAUAUAAAUAGUAAAGAGAGAAAACGUUUGCUAGAAAUGGGCAAAACAUUUGUAAAUCCUUAUGAUUUCGGUCCGCGAGAAAACUGGAGGCGCUUUCUGGGGCUGAAUCGCGCCGGCGGUUGGCUUAACGUAUUGUUGCCCUCAAAGUUCGCGCCGCCCGGCGAUGGACUCGUUUGGUUCACAAUCCAUGACAACGAUUGCCAAACAAUUCGUUAAAUUAUUUAUAUUUAUAUAUAUUUUAUAAUAUUUCCAAUAAAUAAAACUUUAAUAUCAAACCAAUUAUUAGAAGCGCAUAAAAAUUCAUUCAAUUCAUGAUUUAAUAUUAAGUGCACUUUUGAGCUAACAAUGGGACAACUUUUCACAUAAUUUAGCCCUUCAUUGGAUUAGUUUUCACUCAAAG
This is a messenger RNA of Medioppia subpectinata, 1510 nucleotides long. NCBI's taxonomy places the organism in Eukaryota, Metazoa, Arthropoda, Arachnida, Sarcoptiformes, Oppiidae. The record is from the annotation of a GenBank genome assembly.